Messenger RNA from Suillus subalutaceus, 2910 nucleotides. RefSeq lists its product as uncharacterized. NCBI's taxonomy places the organism in Eukaryota, Fungi, Basidiomycota, Agaricomycetes, Boletales, Suillaceae. The transcript is spliced from 23 exons. Bases 1 to 2910 code for a protein of 969 amino acids. The record is from RefSeq and is a predicted model, not a curated record.
AUGGACCGUGCCCAGGGCACCAUCUAUCCCUCACGGGAGACACAGUGCCUUCGCAAUGCUGCAGAGGGGUUAUUCCAGGAUUGCCAGCAUGAAACUCUUGCACUCCUGGCAACAUCAACAACAGUCCCUGGACGGCAGAAAAAUUGGCACAUGUAUGAUCCUGAGUCUUUAAUUUCUGCACCUACUAAGGUCCCCUGUGGACCGGACAGAAAAGCAUGGAGAUCAAUAGGGAGCUCUUUAUCCGUGGACACCGCUGAUGGAGAGGAAGAGGUGCUUGAUGAAGAAUACACUUGGCUGGAUGAGGUAGUUGCAUCUGUGCAAGCUCAAGAUUCAGCCUUCGAGGUUGAGGCCGAAGUGGAUAUCCAUGCACCAAUUGUGACAAGGAUCUUGUCAGAUGAAUUCCAUAUUGAGGAUUGGGAGAAGGCAAGUGGGAAGGAACAACAACUGAUAUUCAAAGCAGCCGCCAGGGAGGCCAAGGUCUUGGCUCCAAAGAUGGACAAAGAGCUGUUGAAGGAAAGGAAAUAUAGAUACCGACAGUGGUUCCACAAUCACAAGAAGGUCCAGACCGAUUCCAAAGCACCCACCAAGCCAAAAGAAAUGGACGGCACGGAAGAAAUUGAGGAAGAGACUGGAGAGAAGCCUGCUCACAAGGAAGUACUGAGGAGGUAUCAGCCGACCAUGACAGCAAUCAUGUACCAGCUGGACAAAAAGGAGUUGCAGGAAGCUGAGGCAAAGGCUGAUAAGUGGACAAAUCAAGCCCCCAAUGCUGCUGUCCAGGCCAAGACAGCUAGGAAGAAGGGUGAAAAAAUGGUCAAGAACUUUGCCAAAGAAAUGUUUACUCAGGCCGGUAUGAGAGUCUUUGUUUUGGGUUCCUGGAAGGAUGAGAAGGGGGGGCUGCUUACAUCUGGGUUUGACUUCAAUGAGCAGCUUAUAUGGGAAGAUUUCAUUGGUGAUGCAUUUGGAACAUAUUGUGGAAAGCCCAAGGUCCCAGUGCCCUGGAGCAACAUCAUGAAGGGGCAGUUCAAAUUUAUCUCCAGCAUAUACCUACCUGAUGAUACCAAGAUCUUGGAGCCAUCCAAAAUGCUCCACACUGAUGCCAAUGCAAUCUUGGACUUUUGGUGGGACCGACAGGAAACCCAGGAUGAAUCUUAUGGCGAUGCUGAUGAUCUGAGUUCCACCAAGCGACCCUACAUCAGUUCAACUGAGGACAAAUCUGACAAGACCAAAGCAGGGGCAUCUCUGCCUGCAGUUGAACAACACCUGCAUGGCCGCACAAAUGCUGAAGACACUGACCGGUUUGAUGAUCGACCGGUGCCAAAAGCUUUGGCAAGCGCACCAGAGGUCAUGAAGACCAACCAUCAGUCUCCUCAAAUGCCAAUGCCAGCCAUAAACCUUGCCCCAAACCCUGCACGCUUGGUCCCGGACAUUGCCCUUGAUGGGCUUACCAUCAUUUGUGGACUUGUCUCCCUUCAACGCCCAUUCCUCAACCUGGAGCUCACCGUUGUUGAACCAUCCUUCAAACCUGGUGCUGGCAAGUCCUUUCUCCUCUCCCGCUUCGCAGACGACACCUACACUGAGAGUUAUAUCAGCACUAUUGUAUCAUUCAACAGUCCUGUCUCUGUCGCUAUGUUGAUCCUCGCACAAGGCAUGAUCACAUCGAACUUCAAACUGAGCAAUGGCACAACCAAAUCAACUGAUUGUGAUGGAAUGCCAAGCAUUGCAGAUGCUGCCCCAGCUGUUGAGGGUAGUGAUUGGCUGUCACUGACUGGUAUUGACCUCGUUGAUUUGUUUGUAUUGAGGCACAAUGCAAGGCGCUAUGCCAUCUUCAUAAUAUGCCAUAUCGACCCAUACCUAAAUUCUCAGUUCUCCAAUGCAUACAACAUUUAUCUUGAAAUUUUGCAUCACGUUGACCACCACUUGAAUGAAGCACUCCAUCGCAACACGCCCAAUUGGCGUCUACUCAAUGGAUGUCCAUGUUGUACUUACAAACUCAAAGAUGAGCCUCCGCUAGCACUUCAGUGGCUUGUCUCUAUUGAUGGCAACAACAGCCUCAAAAGAUGGGCAUCUUCAACAUAUGGUGUUACUCCACUGCAAGAUUCUCGAAAGCCUUGUUCUGACUACUGGGUUGAUCGCACAAGUGUUGAUAUAUUCAAGGAUGAAGUAACUGAGACAGUGGAGUCUGAGGGUACUUUCAAUUGCACACAGCAGUGGCGAAAUGCUGGGCCCAAGCAGCGCAAGAAAAUGUUUUCUGUUUUUGAUGAGUCUGGCAUCUUCAUUGCAGCAUGUUGGCAUUGGUUUGUACUUCUUGCUUGCGAUAUGGUGCAGAGUGGUGAACUCUUUGAUAAACCAGUUGCUAUCCAUUUUGGUACGAAUGGUGGAUGUGCUUACAAUAUUGGGUGUAUGUUCACAAAGACUCUAGCUAACAGCAGUGUUGGUCCCCUUGCCCCAAACCUCAAUUUGCGCAUGAUGGUUGGCACAUUUCACGAUUGGCACCCUAUGUACAUUGAAGGGACCGGACCGACCAAGGGUGAGGGAUGUGAACAUAUAUUUUCAUCUUCAAACCUUGCAUGGAGCACCAGACAUGUGUCUCCAUUUCAUCUCCAUCAAAUAAUCGAGGAGCAUUUCACCUUCUGGGACCAGGAUAAAUAUGCAGCGUUAAUGUUGAUAGGCAUCCUUUUACGAAAUCAUUACAGAGAAGCGCUAACUCUCAUACAUGAAGUCUCCACUGAAGUGUCGGCUGUUAAACAAGCUCUCAACCUGACUGAUGCUGACUUUGCUCAGUUCCAUACUGAUGAAAGAUCCUACCUCAAAUCUCUGAAAGAGCAGCCUCUCAAUGACAGACUUCAAAUUCGCUAUGUCAAGGUUCUUGAUGAUCUGGCUGAACAGCGGUUAGAAUGGGAGAAGGCCUAA